Molecule: messenger RNA, 516 nt
Organism: Cooperia oncophora
Lineage: Eukaryota; Metazoa; Nematoda; Chromadorea; Rhabditida; Trichostrongylidae
Source: the annotation of a GenBank genome assembly
AUGGACGAAUACAAGCAGCUGCAGGAGGCAAAGAAGGUUUACAAGCGCCUGCUGGCUCAAAUGGAACGAACUGCGGCGUUUUCUCGUCAAAAAGGCAUCGAGAAGACAUUCGACCAGGCUAAGCAAUUUAUCGAGGCCGAAUUGUCGCUUAUUGGAAGCUCUUAUGAGGCAGAGCAGAUGAGCCAGUCGCUCAAAGGGCAGAGGUGGCAGCUCGGACGAAGGAAACAUCGCUUACUCACUCGUAGGGAACGCUAUGUUGCUCUUGCAGAACCACUCAGGAAGAGUCCUACUGAGGAAGGAUCCGCCCUUUCGGCUGAGGAUAGUGAAGCGUUGAGAAAGAUUGACGAAGAUUUAGAAAAGAUUGACCAUCAACAAAUGCUGUGCGAUGAGCUGAACAAGUUCCAAAGAGGUUGUGGUUCCAUUGAUGUGGACAGCAGAGCGGAGUCCAGAUGGAAGGAUCUUCUCACUCUCAGUUGUGCACGAGUCUACCUGAAAGCGUUAUUUGAACAAGUAUGA